This is a messenger RNA of Fundulus heteroclitus (mummichog), 1392 nucleotides long. Its product is annotated as low affinity immunoglobulin gamma Fc region receptor II-like. The record is from RefSeq and is a predicted model, not a curated record. Gene Ontology annotation, biological process: cell surface receptor signaling pathway. Lineage: Eukaryota; Metazoa; Chordata; Actinopteri; Cyprinodontiformes; Fundulidae. Bases 106 to 774 code for a protein of 222 amino acids. The transcript has 7 exons. Gene Ontology annotation, molecular function: transmembrane signaling receptor activity.
CAUCAGUCUGUCACUCUGAACUGUACUGGGAACAAAACUCAGUGGAGAGUGAAGAGCUUUCCAGAACCAGUCAGACCAUCAUCCAGUCAGUGCUCCUGGAGGACAAUGACUGGAUCCUCAUGUACCAUCAACUUACUGCAGCAUCACAGUGGAGUGUACUGGUGUGAAUCUGGAUCAGGAGAUUUCAGCAACGCAGUCAACAUCACUGUACAGAAUAAUGAUGGUCUUAUCCUGGUGAGCCCCGUCCAUCCUGUGCCUGAGGGAGAUCCUGUUAUUCUGAGCUGCAGAGAUAAACAACAAAAGCUGCUCUCCAAGGUGUUUUUCUAUCACAAUGACAAACUGCUCCACAAUGACAACACAGAGGAGCUGAAGAUCUCUGCAGUGUCAAAGUCAGACGAAGGUUUCUACAAGUGUCAACAUUCAGGAAAGGAGUCACCACAGAGCUGGAUGGCUGUUAGAGUGUCUCUGUCCAGUCCCGUCAGCUCUUCACUUCCUCUGCUGUUCAUCGUUAGAUCAAUUAUUGGAAUCCUCGUCAUUAUUCUCCUGACCUUCUUGUUGUGCUACAGAUGGUCCAAAGAUUCAUGCUGCAUCAGAAAUGAUGCAGCCAUCCAGCCUGAAAGUCCUGAAUACAACUCUCUUCUUCUGGGGAGGCCUCGUGAUCCAGAUGAGCAGGCUGAUUACUGUGAAGGGAAAACAGAAGCAGGAACAUGGAGUGCUGCAGCAACAGAUGAGCCAGAUUACACAGAGAUUGAAUCAGGAGGAGCUCUGGAGUAACGAUGCUGCCAUGGAGGCUGAAAGCUAAGCUGGUUGAAGCUGCAGCAUAUGAAAUAAACUCAGCUACAAGACAGUAAAGAAAGCUGCAUUAAUAAACUACAAAUAUUUUAGCAAUGUACUGUAAACAACUGUAAAAUAUAAAUUAGCUGAAAAUGUUCAAAUAUAUUGCUAAAAGUUUGUAUAUUAAUGAUGUACAAGUUUAUGUUGCAUAAAAAAGAUUUUUAAACACAAUCCAUACAUUUUUAUUUCAUUGAAUAUCUCUAUAGUAUUUAAUGAUUGUUAGUAACCUUUGAAUGUAGCUUUUAAAAAAAAUAUGGGAAAAGUGUGAUAUGUGAUCGCUUGUGUACAUGGACAUUUCACAAUGUUAUUGUGUUAAAGGUUAGAUGUUAGUUUGAGACUGGGUGGGGUAAGGGUGCCCCCUAGUGGUGUGAUUAAUUAUUUUAAGAAGGCGAAUAACGUGUUUUAGUGGCUGGAGGCGACAGGUCCUUUAGUUGAUGUGCGUUACAGUUAUCAGAAGUAUUUAUUUUCAUGUGGUCACAAGAGGAUUUUGUUCAGUAUAUGAGUGUAGUUUACUUUUUUGAUAUUUAGUGAUGUUGAUAUUCAGACUGUUAUUAACUU